Molecule: messenger RNA, 971 nt
Organism: Ctenocephalides felis (cat flea)
Lineage: Eukaryota; Metazoa; Arthropoda; Insecta; Siphonaptera; Pulicidae
Product: mitochondrial thiamine pyrophosphate carrier-like
Exons: 2
Coding region: 33-956 (307 amino acids)
Biological process (GO): thiamine pyrophosphate transmembrane transport
Cellular component (GO): mitochondrial inner membrane
Molecular function (GO): thiamine transmembrane transporter activity
Source: RefSeq, a predicted model, not a curated record
AGAUAACCAAGUCAAAUGCUCUUAAUAAAAUUAUGUUUGAAAAUGAAACUGAAGACGACAAAAAAUCAUCAAGUAAACCGGCAAUUGCUGGGGCAUUAUGUGGGGCCAUCACUCGAUUCCUUUGUCAACCAUUAGAUGUAAUAAAAAUAAGAUUCCAAUUACAAGUGGAACCCAUACAUACUGGGUCCCAAAUCUCCAAAUACACCUCAUUACCUCAAGCUGUUGGGAGUAUGCUAAGAGAAGAAGGCAUCAAAGUUUUAUGGCGAGGACAUGUACCUGGACAAGCUUUAUCUAUAAUAUAUGGUAGCGUACAGUUUUGGACUUACGAUCAACUCAAUCAUUUAUCUCAACCAUUACGAUCAUUUCUAUGGCCCAGUGUAAUAGAUUUUAGUUCUGGAACCUUAGCAGGUUCUGCUGCCAUUAUUUUAUCUAGUCCUUUAGAUGUAAUUAGAACAAGACUUGUCGCUCAGGAUUCAACAAGAGGUUACCGUAAUAUGGUGCAAGGCUUUAAAGAAAUUCUGACUUUAGAAGGGCCAAAAGGAUUAUUUAGAGGUUGCUGGACUUCAAUUAUUCAAAUAGGACCACAGACUGGCACGCAGUUUAUGUUUUAUAAAAUGUUUAAGCGGUUUUAUAGUCAAAUGACAGAAACUGAAGAAAGACAAUUUCCUGUUCUUGCUACUAUAUCAGCGGGUGCUCUAUCAGGUUUCACCAGUAAAAUUGCUGUAUAUCCAUUAGAUUUGGCGAAGAAAAGAUUGCAAAUACAAGAAUUUCAUAUGCACAGGAAAACUUUUGGAGAACACUUUGUUGCACCUACUUUAAUACAGUGUCUGAAAAAUAUAGUUCGCAUAGAAGGUAUGUCUGGAUUAUUUAAAGGACUCACCCCAAGUGUUAUAAAAUCAAUGACUACAACCGCAUUGCACUUUUGUCUGUAUGAUGAAAUUUAUAAAAUUUUAUGAUAGUUUAAUUAUUCG